This is a messenger RNA of Trematomus bernacchii (emerald rockcod), 1899 nucleotides long. Its product is annotated as bestrophin-3-like. The record is from RefSeq and is a predicted model, not a curated record. Gene Ontology annotation, molecular function: chloride channel activity. NCBI's taxonomy places the organism in Eukaryota, Metazoa, Chordata, Actinopteri, Perciformes, Nototheniidae.
AUGACCGUCACGUACUCCAGUAAAGUGGCCAAUGCCUCGUUCUUCAGUUUCCACCGUCUGCUGCUGAGAUGGAGAGGCAGCAUCUACAAGCUGCUGUACAGAGAGUUCCUGGUGUUCCUGGUGCUGUACAGUGCUCUGAGUGUGGUGUACAGGCUGGCGCUCUCCGAACGUCAGAAGAGGCAGUUUGAAAAACUCGCCAUGUACUGUGAUAAAUACGCCGAGCAGAUCCCCGUCACCUUCGUCCUCGGUUUCUAUGUGACUCUGGUGGUGAAUCGAUGGUGGAAUCAGUUUGUUAAUCUUCCGUGGCCGGACCGCCUCAUGUUCCUCAUCUCCAGGUACAAACUCUGUGUUCAGGGUAAAGAUGAAUACGGCCGUCUGCUGCGUCGGACGUUGAUUCGUUACGUGAACCUGACCUCGCUGCUGAUCUUCCGCUCCGUCAGCACCGCCGUCUGCAAGCGCUUCCCCACCAUGGAGCACGUGGUGGAGGCAGGGUUCAUGACUCCAGAGGAGAGGAAAGUGUACGAGAAUAUCCGCUCCCCUCACCUCAAAUACUGGAUCCCCGUGGUCUGGUUCUCUAAUCUGGCCGUCAAAGCUCGAGAGGAAGGACGCAUCAAGGACAGCAUCGACCUGCAGCUGAUUCAUCAAGAGAUGAACGUGUUCAGGACUUGGUGUGCGACGCUGUUCGGAUACGACUGGGUCGGCAUCCCACUCGUCUACACUCAGGUCGUCACCCUCGCCGUCUACACGUUCUUCUUCGCCUGUCUGAUUGGUCGUCAGUUCCUGGACCCGGCGCAGGGUCACCAGGGGCACGACCUCGACAUCUACGUCCCCAUCUUCACGCUGCUGCAGUUCUUCUUCUACUCCGGCUGGCUCAAGGUAGCGGAGCAGCUGAUCAACCCGUUUGGAGAGGACGACGACGACUUUGAAGCGAACUGGAUCAUCGACAGGAACCUUCAGGUGUCCCUGCUGGCUGUAGACGAGAUGCACAUGAACCUGCCUCACAUGACCAAAGAUAUCUACUGGAACGACUCUGAGGCUCAACCUCCGUACACACUGGCAGCCGCCGACUACUGCAUCCCCUCCUUCCUGGGAUCCACCACCGACAUGGGACUCUCUGAUAUCCUGCAGGUUGACGAGUCUGAAGUUUCCGACAAACGACAACAAGACCCGGUGUUGGUUUGGCACCAAAAGUCGGUUCUGGGUCGAGUGCGCCGGCUGCUGAGCGUUCAGGAGCCUCCAGAUCUUCCUCUUUCUCGACCUGCGUUCAAACGACACAGCAGUGACGCCACAGGAAUCUUCUUCCCAGACUUCAGGGUCAAUUCUCGUCCAGACAACAUGGGUCUCCCCUCCCCCAACAUGGACACCCUCUCCACUUUAAGGGAGGUCAGCAGUAACCCUCCCUCCCCUGAAAGCCCCCCCUCAGCGGUUUUCCCUCGACUCGUCGUCAGUCCACCGUUUUCCGGAGACGCCGGUCAAAACUUUGAAGCAGCAAAACCUCACAAUGGACUGGCUCCGUCGCCCAGUGAGGAGGCACUGGGCCUCGAGACCCCGAGGACCAGCUCUUCCGUCUGUUGCUCCCCCACCCAGCUGGGACCAAAGGAGUUUCGUUGGACGCACCACCCUCCCUCCAGACCUCGGGGGCGGCAGUUCUCGCUCCAGUUCUCCAGGCAGUCGUCCAAAGCGUCCGUCCGAAGCUUACCGAGCCCCAAAGGUCUGGGGAGGAGGAAACGAACGCUGGCUCGUUUCCAAUCCCGACGAUCCCCAGCGGACACUUUACAGCUUCCAGACCAAGAGCCAGACCCCGAGUACGACAACGACUUCCAGGGACUCGCAGGGACUGAAGACUACGAGAAGGAAGAGACCGAUGACAGCGAAGAGAUAAAAAAACAGGACUCCUAA